AUGACUGGUACCUGUGCCGAAGUGGUAAGAUCCAUUCUCCGAAACCAUUGCGACGGUGCGCAAAACGAGCUUGACUACGUUGAGCUUUUCCUCGACUUCGAGAAUGCCAAGCCUACAGAGCCCGAAAAAGUCAUCUACGAAAAGUGCCAGAGAGUACUGGAAUCGGGGACGAAAAUACUUGAAAAUGCCCAGACGUAUGGAAAAGGUGCUACUGAUGAAGUUCGUCUAGCUCUUCAAAAUCCUAAUGUUCCACAAUUGCAACUGGAAGCUGCUAAUACGGUUGAUUCGUAUGUUCAACGUGUUAAAAGCUACUACGAGCUGUCUCUCCAACUCGAAGAGUUGGUACCGGAACUAUUAUGGGAUUUAUGCUCCACAUCAUUACCACCAGAGGAGCAACUCGAUAAUCGUCAAGCUUUAGCAACUCAAUUGGCUCGUAUUGUCGACUUUGUUCUUCAAUUCGACAACAUCAAGAUGUGCACACCAGCUCUUCAAAACGAUUUCAGUUAUUACCGUCGAAGCAUGAAGCGUAAUGAGGUUGAUCCUAGUGAAAUUGAAUUGGCAAAUCAGAUAUCGCUCUUCUUGGCUAAUUCAACUCCGAUGUUGAACACUCUGUCAAAAUCUUUUAUCAAUUUCGUUCAACUGCAUCCUCAUCUGCCACUCUCCAACACAACCGACACAAUUGCGACGAUUGUCAGCGUUUGUCGAUUCAUGAUCUGCUGUCCAGACAUCUGUGCUCGUUUAUCCGAAGCCACUAGAACUUUUUGCAUUAGGGUGAUGGUGGGAUGCUCUAUAGUGUACGACCACAUUGAUGAAUCAGGCAUUUUCGCGAGAGAAUCUCCGAUUAACAUACGAGGGGUUGUGAAAGUUCUCAAAGAGCAUUGUGAGCCUGAUCAGGCGACAGCUUUGAUUAAUGCUCUCAAAUUCACAUCGAAAACGUUCUUCAGCCCUACCACACCCAAAUGGGCGAAAGCUUUACUGCCUUAA
This is a messenger RNA of Auanema sp. JU1783, 984 nucleotides long. The record is from the annotation of a GenBank genome assembly. NCBI's taxonomy places the organism in Eukaryota, Metazoa, Nematoda, Chromadorea, Rhabditida, Rhabditidae.